This is a messenger RNA of Aspergillus ochraceoroseus IBT 24754, 1137 nucleotides long. RefSeq lists its product as uncharacterized. The transcript has 7 exons. NCBI's taxonomy places the organism in Eukaryota, Fungi, Ascomycota, Eurotiomycetes, Eurotiales, Aspergillaceae. The coding region runs from base 1 to 1137 and encodes 378 amino acids. The record is from RefSeq and is a predicted model, not a curated record.
AUGGUCCGUGGCCAGCACGGGCCCGUGGAGGUGUUGCUGGAUUGGUGGACCUUUAGGCUAAAGAUUCAUUACAAUACUACUGCCCCCGGGCAUGUGACCUGGAUGGGACAGGAGUGGUUGUUAUAUAAGGAGAUGAGUUUUACCAUGGGCGAGUUCUGGGGGUUCGUGCAUGGCUUGGUCGGGGCCGCGCGGGAGUUCAUGGCAGGCCACCCCUGGCUGGAGUUUUUUACAGGAUGCGCGGACCUGGUGGCCCGUGGCUGGGCACAGCUGGCUGCUGGACCAGAUCGUGCAGGAACCCGCCAUGACCCGCACCUUCACCACCCAGGGGGAGGAUUCCACGCCAGCAAUGAUGUGAAGAUCAUCCACCGGUAUUUACCCCGGGCGAUUGGCGAGUUGGUUGUGUGGUAUUUAUGUCACCACCACAACCUGAGAUUAUGGGGACCCGACGUCGGCAGCAGCCAGGACUGGACCAGUGAGCAGUUCCGCGAGGUGUUGAACGCAUUCCCGAACAACGUGCAGGUUGAGCGGGAGCAAGAGAUGGCCACCAUGGAGGCAGAUGAGGAUCUUGAUAAGAUUGGGAAUAUUACAGACGAGCAGGCCGGCCACACCCCCCAUGUGGCCGGGAUGAUAUACGGCCGGGAGGUGACCAAGAUUUACUCGGGAGGACCACCCCGUAUUAGGCAAGCAGGAGAACCCGUGGGAGGAACAGGCAGUGGACCACCAGGUCCAGCGGCAGGCAUAGUUACAGGCGGCCAAUUUGGAGCAGGUAUUGCAGCGCAUGACCGGGCAGGAGAUUACAUUCCGCGGGGUGCAGGGGCCAGCCAUCAAAGCCAUCCAGGAUGGUGCCAGCCCGGUCGUGGCCAUCAUGCCCACCAGGAGCAGGAAGAGCAUGUUAUUCAUGUUACCCGUUGGUGCCAGACACUAGGGAUCUGUUAUAUAUCAUGGGAAAGCCGCCACCCCCCUAAUAAAGCUGCGAUUAUGCUAGUCACGCCCGAAUCCACCGAGAACCCCGAUUUCCACACAUUUUUGAACCGGCAGCAGUUGCUGCGGCGGCUGGACCGGAUUGUUAUUAACAAAUGCCAUGUGAUAUUGAACCCGCAGAAGGAUUUCCGGCCCGCCAUGGCCCGAUUAGGCUGA